Molecule: messenger RNA, 2643 nt
Organism: Rotaria sp. Silwood1
Lineage: Eukaryota; Metazoa; Rotifera; Eurotatoria; Philodinida; Philodinidae
Source: the annotation of a GenBank genome assembly
AUGAAUAAAUAUAUUUAUAUAGUGUUAACAUCAAUUAUUUUGAAACUGUUUUUUAUUUCGCAAUGUUUAGUGCAAACAAAUAAUGUCUUUGAAGCUUUUUCUCAACAAGACGAAGUGGCAUACAUUGAUGCUUUUAGCACUUUAAUAAAAGAUUCUUAUUCAGCACCGCUUCCUCAAGAUUUAGCACGCACAUGUCAGAAUCAGAAUCAAGCUACGAAAGCAACAGUUAAAUUAAUAACAAAUUCAAUGUUAUCAUCUGAUUUACAAAUAUUUUGUGGUACUGAGACCAUAUGCACCAUACCAGCUGGCUUUACAGUUACAAUGAAUAGUAAUUUAAAUGUUGCUGCUUUAGUUUUGAGUGGUUCGCUAGUUUGGAAUGACCUUAGCCAAUCUUCGAGUGAUCAAUGGUUGUGUGCUGGUUACAUUGCUGUCGACGGAGGCCAAUUCGACAUGAAUCUAACGAGUAAACAAGGUUAUAUUUACAUUAAAAAUAAUGGUCUCAACCAUCCGGCGGUUCAUACUCGUGCCUUUGGUUCCUAUAACGCCGGUAAAAUACAUGUUAGUGGUCGCUAUCUUGCUAGAACGUGGUCUUUACUAGCUGAUAGAGCCACAUAUGGUAUGAGUUCAAUUAGUCUCUUACACAAACCUGAAGAUAUGGGCUGGAGAGUUGGUGAUAGAAUUGUUAUAGCUCCAACUAUGUCAGGCUCAAGCGGGAAUGCUGAAGAUUUCACGAUUGAAGGAUUCGAUGCUGAUAAUACUAUAAAAUUGCUUAAUAAAGACGGAACUUCUAUUGGUUUUAUAUCGUCAGUUUUUGAGUCAAAAGCCCUGUUUACAGGUGAAAAUAUGUCUGCUCUUAUACAAGCUGAAGUCAUUAACCUUUCACGUAAUAUUGUAAUUACCGGAGACGAUUUUCAGCAUGUUCAUUGUGUGAACGACGUGGCCGACGGCAGACCACCCGAUCGUAUUCAAGCCGAUCACUGUUCAUGUUGGAAAAAUAUUAAUCGAAAUCAAUGCACCCUUGGAUUGCAUACAGUUGCGAUUGGGACCGGUUCUGUUCUAUCUUUACAAUACACAAGAAUUGAGAAGUGUGGUCAACGUGGUAUUUUAGGAAAAUACUGUGUACAUUUACAUUUACUUAGUAAAUGCCCUGAGUGCAAAAUUAUUGGCAAUGCUUUUGAGUAUGGUCAUCAAAGAGGUACUACUAUUCAUGGAACACAUUUGGCAACUAUAGAGAAUAAUGUUUACAAUGACAUUCGUGGUGCAAUAAUAUAUGUUGAAGAUGGAAAUGAAAUGUAUAAUAGAAUAUUUUAUAAUGUUGGAAUAUGUCCUUGGGCAAAAUCCGGAGAAAAAAGAGGAUGCACUAUACCAGGCACAGACAAUGAUCAAGCAGAUACUACAUUAAAUCAAGCUGGUUUAUGGGGUUUAAGUUUUACUAACUAUGCUAUUGGAAAUCGUUUUGCUAAUAAUUAUAAUGGCAUGUUGUAUCAAGAGCAAGGAUUCGGUGAUGGUCGAGGUCAUGUGAGUGGUUUAGAAUGCCUCAGUUUUCAACAAAUUGGAAGGUUAGAAGGAAACACUUUUCACGGUUGUGGACGAUUUGGUACAUAUGUACUUGCAAGUGUGUUCCCAAAAACAACCGACAGAUCGAUUGAUAAAAAUGGUUUACCAACUUUAAGUACAUGUCAAGAAUGGACUACAAGUGGUGAAGAUAACGGAUUACCAGCGACAUUUAUGCAUAAUAUAGAUUAUGACAAUGUAUUUGUAGGCCAAUAUAAUGCUGGUGAUUUACAGUAUCGAUUUCAUACAAGUAUUAAUAAUAACAAUUUGAUUUACUGGAAAGAAACAAAAAAUUUUCAAGACGGUUGUUCCUCUCAUAUUGCUGAUUCGUUUUAUGACUCAGGCAAUUUGGCUUUGCCUGGUGGUCAUGGAACGUUUAUUUUGGAAAAUAUGAUCUUCAAUAACCAAGUUCACUUUGAGUCAAGUCAUCAUUGCAAUAUUGGAGUAACUGGAGUACUUUGUAUGCCAACUUAUGUGUUUGUCAAUAUGAAAUGGACUGGUGUUAUAUCUGAUCAAUCUUCACUCUUACAGUGGGGACCAAAUAAUGGAGCCAUGUUCACACUUGGACCUGAUGAUGAAAAAAACUUAAAUGGAAAUAAAUUAUUUCCAGCUGGAUUUUGCUCUAUAGUCAAUCCAUAUUGGACCUAUCUUUUAGCAUUGGAUAAUGGUGCAUCUUGUUUUAGUUCGAAUGAUGUUGCUAAUCUUUUAGGACAAGAUUCUGUUAAAUUUGCGAGAAAAUAUGAUGGUGGAGCUAUUUUCUGCAAAAGACCUGUUCGUCGACUUGAGAUAUUCUCAUUUAAUCAAAAUCCUGCAAAUCAUCAAACGAUGCAGUUAGAACUUUGGCAAUUCGAUAAUCUCAUAAGUUCAGUUACUUUGAAAUUUUUUCAAAUUGGAGACAGAAAACAAGGUUAUAGUGCCACUGUUGUUCCUGGUUUGGAUCACAAAUACAAAUUGUCAAUGACUGGUGGAGGAGAUGUGUCUUCUGAUUGGAUUAUUGAAUUUUCUGAUCCUGUUUUUGGAAAUCGUUGGAAGAGAGAUGAAAUUGAUCUAGUUGUUGCCGGUACAUUUGGUCUGGAGAUAAUUAUCUGA